Messenger RNA from Mercurialis annua (annual mercury), 842 nucleotides. RefSeq names its product glutamyl-tRNA(Gln) amidotransferase subunit C, chloroplastic/mitochondrial. Gene Ontology annotation, biological process: glutaminyl-tRNAGln biosynthesis via transamidation; regulation of translational fidelity. The coding region runs from base 259 to 642 and encodes 127 amino acids. The record is from RefSeq and is a predicted model, not a curated record. Gene Ontology annotation, molecular function: glutaminyl-tRNA synthase (glutamine-hydrolyzing) activity. Gene Ontology annotation, cellular component: chloroplast. The transcript is spliced from 5 exons. Lineage: Eukaryota; Viridiplantae; Streptophyta; Magnoliopsida; Malpighiales; Euphorbiaceae.
UUGCUGAACGGAGUUCUAGUUUUUGCCAGAAUACGAUGUGUUGUAGAUUUUGUCCGGAUAGUCUUAACACUCUCAGCACGUUUUAGAUGGGCAAUGUAGAAUAAGCGAGGCGAUAGCAAGUCAAGGUUUUCAUUUCGGCUUAUAAAAAUGAAGAAAAACGGUGGUGGGUUGAGGGAGAAAGGCCUGGCCCAUUAAGGAAGUUAGAAGUGGGGUAAUUGAUGGGGGAAUGAAAGGAUAGUGUAGUUUCUUGAACAGAAAAUGGGAAGCAGAUGUUUAUCAGCGGUGAGAAUAGCGUCACCAGUAAAGCAUCAAAUUGGAAGAUUGUCAAUCAAAGCAGCAGCUAAUGGGUCUUCCCUUGAACCUCCCGAUGUCCCGCGUUUGGCUCAAACUGCUCGCAUCUCAUUAAACCCGCAUCAGCUUCAAGAAUUUGCUCCUAAAAUUCGACAAGUCGUCCACUGGUUUGGACAACUUCAAGCUGUUGAUCUUAAUAGCGUUGAGGCUGCUUUAAGAGCAGAUACCGAAGGUGAGAACUUGCGUGACGACGUUCCUGAAAGCUUUAAAGAAAGAGAGGCUAUUAUUGGUGCUUUACCAAGCUAUGAAGACCCGUAUGUCAAAGUUCCCAAAGUUUUGAACAGGGACUAGAACUUGCACUACUCGCAGCUGUUCUGAUUGAUGUCUUGUGCAAGAAAAGCACUCUAUUACUUACUUUUGCUUUCUCUUAUUGUUAAAACCUCACAUCCAACUAGCCAUGGUUUAAACUUUAAACUUUUCGAGACAUGGACUAGGGAGGUUAUUGAGAACUACACUUUUUGCUACUUAAAAGCUAAUUCACAGAGUUAAAA